CGUGGGAAAGCAUCGUCCGUCGUCGGUUCCGCGUCUUUCACAUGCCGUCGUCAACAACGACAGUGGAAGUGGUGUCGUUUUGCAGGCAACAGCAGCAGUGUUACGGUUGCAUUCCUCCCGUUGUUGUUGGCAUGCACUUUGGUUGUGAUUGUGGAAAGUGUGUGGUAAGGCAACGGCUUUCGUGCUGCGCCCCGCGUGGUGAAUUUCAAGUGAGAGAGUGAGCGUAGCGAAUUAGUGGUGGACGCAAAAAAAGAUCGAGAUUUUAUCGGCCUACUACUGUGACCAGACAAAGAAAAAAAAACGACAAAUGCGCGGGUGCAUGUCGAGCGGUUGGAUUACACAUCUGUGAUGUUCGAAAUCUGGAGACGCGUCGUCAACAGAUGGAUUCGAAUUACAACUCGUCUAAAUUGAUGCGAGAAAGCAGCAUCAGUGAGCGACGAAGAAGAACAAGAAGCAAGAGCUAAACUAAAUUUAAAUCGUCUCGUGGUGCGACAUAGAAGAGUUUUCCUUCUGUUUUCUCUAACCAGUGAGUGUACCCCGACGGAAGAGAAAGCGAGUGAAAAGGUGCGGUAGAAGGUAGUGAAUGGCACCCGCUGGCAGGAAUAAUCACUUUUUUUCUAGUGUGAAAAAGAGAAAGGUGAUUUUAGAAAGUGCAGAACAAAGGCAUGGUUAGCGUUCUUGGUUUCUUUUCGAUGCGAAGCAAUGUGAAAUAAAUGUGAUGAAAUGCAGUUCUCAGAGUAAUUGAGUGUACGCAAUUAGUUGAUCGUGAGAAGGGUAAUAUAACAAGAGAGCAAGAUAGAGAGCGAGAACCACACACUACGCCGUAGUGUCACUAGAAGGCGCCACGUGUUUGAAGCGCGUGAGUGUUAUUUUGUGCUUGGGGCUUCACGUAGCCUCCGUUAUGGAUCCAGUCGAUGCCAUUCCCAAAUGUCCGGCGUAUGGAGUCAACAGUCAUAGUUAGCAGUAUCUAGCUACUAGCUAUUCUCCUUGUUGGCGUUACAACAAAUACUGCACAACUAGUCUAAACAUCAAUAACAACAACAACAACAACAAACUUUCAAGCAACUCCACAACGAUACGAACCGUUCUCCGGAUACGCGUCUCUAUUCCAUAGUCUUAUUGAUAUUCUUUUCGCGAUCUCGCGAACAUCGAACUGCAACCGACCGUCGACUGGCUACUCAACGCUCACGGUAUACUUUGAUGCGAUCGAAGACGCCUCCAGAUCGGCCCUAGUCCUCAAUUGCUCAGCAUCAUACGACUGCCAUCCAUUUGAAAUUGGCGCUCGGAGGAUUUUCUGACGCUUCGCUUUCGGUUAGUAGUAGUGAUAGCAAUAGCAGUAGUAGCAUAUCUAACACAACCAGUUGUAGUAGAAUUAGUAGCACCAAUUAGUGAUAGCCUGGAAUGUGCUAGUAGACAACACCCUUCAUCAAUUUGGUAACUACUGUCUCCUUCUACGUGUGGAAAAUAUAACAUUUCCAGUAGCUGUAGCACCGCAACUUUAGAGCCCAUCACCAUCCCCCGCACCUCCAGCACUACUAAAAACCAACCACCACCACCACCACUACCACCAGCACUAGUACAACCACCACCACAAUGGCAACGGAUUUCAGUGUACGCAAGCCUCUGGGGCUCGGUAUCAGCGUCCUGCUCGUGGUCGCGUUAUCAACGGCAACAGCGUCAGUAAAUAAUGGUGCCAGUGCCGGCACGCCGGCGAAUCAGUCGGUCCAGGUGACGGCGACACCGAGCGGGCUCCGGGCGGACGAUGCAACCACCUGUCAGGAUGGUUUACUACUGUCCGUGUGGGAACCGCAGGAGAACCUGACCGUGGGCGAUCGCAUCGCUCGCGGUACGGUGUACUUUCUGGCAAUGGUCUACCUGUUCAUCGGUGUGUCGAUAGUAAGUGACCGAUUCAUGGCAGCUAUUGAAGUUAUAACCUCGAAGGAGAAGGAGGUCAAGGUGAAGAAACCAAACGGAGAAGUGCAAAUUGUCGUCGUUCGCGUAUGGAACGAAACGGUUGCCAACCUAACACUGAUGGCACUAGGUUCGAGCGCACCUGAGAUUCUGUUGUCCGUAAUUGAAAUCGUAGCGAAAAAUUUCAAUGCAGGUGAUUUGGGUCCCGGUACUAUUGUGGGUUCGGCUGCCUACAAUCUCUUCGUUAUCAUCGCAAUUUGCGUCCUGGUUAUACCAGACGGCGAAGUACGCAAAAUCAAGCACUUGCGGGUGUUUUUCGUGACAGCGUCGUGGUCGGUGUUUGCUUACAUAUGGCUUUAUCUGAUCCUGGCACAGAUCUCUCCCGGUCGUGUAGAUGUUUGGGAGGGAUUCGUAACGUUCCUGUUUUUCCCCGCUACCGUAAUAACUGCCUACAUCGCUGAACGCAGACUAUUGGUAUACAAGUACAUCGGUAAACAGUACCGUAUGAAUAAACGUGGUGUCGUCGUUCAAGCGGAGGCAGAGUCGGCGCUUGAGAUGAAUAAUCGGGACGAGAAAUUGAAUACUAUCGAUGAGAACGGCGGCAUUACGGAGGAGGUGCGCGAUUUUGAGGAAUCUCGUCGCGAAUACAUCUCCACGUUAAAGGACCUUCGCAAGAAGUAUCCUCAGCACGAUCUUGAACAGCUCGAGGUAAUGGCUCAGGAGCAGCUGAUGAACAAGGGACCCAAGUCACGGGCAUUCUACCGCAUCCAGGCUACACGUAAAAUGAUGGGCAGUGGCAAUAUUAUGCGAAAAAUUUCCGAACGGGCACAGUCCGAUCUGAGCGAGGUUAAGGCCGAACUGCAGCGCGUUGACGUCGACGAAGCCAUCGAGGAAGAUGCCAUCUGUAAGGUCUUCUUCGAACCGGGGCACUACACGGUCAUGGAGUCGGUCGGUUCGUUCGACGUUCGAGUGGUGCGUCGCGGUGAUUUGUCUUCCGCGGUAACGGUCGAUUUCGAAACGGAGGACGGUUCUGCCGAGGCCGGUUCAGAUUACAUUGGCAACAAGGGAACGCUCACGUUCCCGCCCGGAGUUGACGAACAGCGCUUCCAGAUUGAAGUCAUCGACGAUGACGUGUUCGAGCAGGACGAGCACUUCUACAUUCGGCUAAGCAACGUGUCAGAUCCGGCCGCACUGUCCACUCCGAAGGUGGCCACCGUGAUGAUCCUGGACGACGAUCAUUCCGGUAUCUUUGCUUUGGCCAGCAAGGACCACGAGCUGGUUGAAUCGGUCGGUGUGUACGAGCUGAAGGUACAGCGGUACAGUGGUGCACGUGGUAAGGUCCGGGUACCGUUCUGGACCGAGGACGGUACGGCCAAGGCCGGUAAGGACUUCGAGGAGCAGCGCGGUGAACUGAUCUUCGAGAACAAUGAAGUCGAGUGAGUAUUGCUCUGUUUUCUUG
Messenger RNA from Topomyia yanbarensis, 3370 nucleotides. RefSeq names its product sodium/calcium exchanger 3-like. The coding region runs from base 1594 to 3351 and encodes 585 amino acids. Gene Ontology annotation, molecular function: calcium:sodium antiporter activity. The transcript has 3 exons. Gene Ontology annotation, cellular component: postsynapse; axon; sarcolemma. The record is from RefSeq and is a predicted model, not a curated record. Gene Ontology annotation, biological process: calcium ion import across plasma membrane; cell communication; sodium ion transmembrane transport. Lineage: Eukaryota; Metazoa; Arthropoda; Insecta; Diptera; Culicidae.